Triticum dicoccoides is the source of this 1315-nucleotide messenger RNA. RefSeq names its product dof zinc finger protein DOF5.7-like. The coding region runs from base 77 to 1069 and encodes 330 amino acids. NCBI's taxonomy places the organism in Eukaryota, Viridiplantae, Streptophyta, Magnoliopsida, Poales, Poaceae. Gene Ontology annotation, biological process: regulation of DNA-templated transcription. Gene Ontology annotation, molecular function: DNA binding; DNA-binding transcription factor activity. The transcript has a single exon. The record is from RefSeq and is a predicted model, not a curated record.
UCCACAGCCGUGCCCUUGCUCGCUCUCUGGCCGGCUAGCUGCCUCUCGCUUUGUACGUACGCGCGUACGUCGUCAGAUGGCCUCGACGACGGCCGACGACGCGGCGGCGGGGCGGCGCAAGGCGGGCACGCCUCCGGCCCUGCCGCCGCCCCCGGCGGAGCAGGCGGUGAGGUGCCCGCGCUGCGACUCGCCCAACACCAAGUUCUGCUACUACAACAACUACAGCCUCUCGCAGCCGCGCCACUUCUGCAAGACCUGCCGCCGGUACUGGACCAAGGGCGGCGCGCUCCGCAGCGUCCCCGUCGGCGGCGGCUGCCGCAAGAACAAGCGCUCCCGCUCCGGCUCCUCCGCCUCCGCCUCCCGCGGCCUCUCGCUCACCACGCCGGCCGGGGGCGCCGCCGACCAGGACCAGCACGCCGCGAGGAUGGGCGUGAGCGGGUUCCCUUGCGGCGGCGGCGGCGGCGACUUCCGCGGCGUGGUCGGCAUGCUGCCGGUGCUCCACUCCCCGGCCGUCGUCGGCCAGUACGUGCCGUUCGGGGACUGGUCCUCGGGGGAAACCAACGGCGGGGGCGCGGCAGGCCGCGCGACGAACGGGUCGGCGGGGGCCGGGAACGGGGCGGCGAGCAGCGCCAUCGCGUCGUCCAUCGAGUCGCUCAGCUUCAUCAACCAGGACCUCCACUGGAAGCUGCAGCAGCAGCGGGUCGCCACCAUGUUCCUCGGCCCGCCUAGCUCCUCCUCCUCCUCCCACCCCCACGCCGUCGGUGGUGGCAGCAAUGGCAUGCCAGCCGCCGCGCAGUUCGGAGGAGGCGGCACCUUCCUGCAGAUGGCGGGGCUAUCCGGCUGCAUGGAGACGCUGCCGGCGGCCACGACGUGGUUCAUGGACAACUCCUACGCGCUGCCUUCCCCGCCCCGACCCACUGCCGGUAUGGGCGCCACCAGUAGCAACAUCAACAGCGGCCGGAGUAGCGGUGGCGGCGGGGAUGAUAACGCCACGUCGGACAACAACAACAAUUGCGGCGGCUCGAUCCCGUCAUGGGGUGACAUUUCGACGUUCGCAAUGCUGCCGUAGAAACUUCAACUUCCAUGCGGAUUCCGAAGGAAUCGAGCUUGUUGCUAGGGAGGCUAAUUUAUCCCUGUUAUUAAUUCAUUAGCGGAUGGUUUGUCUCUAACUGGGUUGAGAUAUACGAAGUGUAUUAAUUUUAGUUCUUAUUAUGAAGUGAUAUAGUGCCUGUCAGUUGUCACAGAACCCUAAUCAGCAAUCCAUGUAUCAUGUAAUUUUCUUUACCGUUUGUCUAUUUAUCUUGUUUCAUUUUCA